Molecule: messenger RNA, 2710 nt
Organism: Nothobranchius furzeri (turquoise killifish)
Lineage: Eukaryota; Metazoa; Chordata; Actinopteri; Cyprinodontiformes; Nothobranchiidae
Gene: tut1
Product: terminal uridylyl transferase 1, U6 snRNA-specific
Cellular component (GO): nuclear speck; mitochondrion
Molecular function (GO): RNA binding; poly(A) RNA polymerase activity; zinc ion binding
Source: RefSeq, a predicted model, not a curated record
CGGACACAUAUUAGAGACGGACAGAACACAAACAACUAGCCAACGCUGGAGGGAGAUUUAAUUUAAAGCGCAGCGGUGUCCUCAAAGCUAAACUGUAGACGGUUGUUUGGUGUAGUAUCUGGUUAAACUGUUUAGUAUCACCAUGUCAUCAGACAGUGAUAUUCAAACGACGCCGAGAGGGUUUUUCUGCGCAUUGUGUAACACCAACUUACCAAACAUGCCGAGUGUCGAUCAGCAUGUGAAGGGGCGAAAGCAUCAGACCCUGACGACUGUACGAGACACCAGGAAGAACCAGGAGGAGCACAGUGUGUUUGUCAGUGGCAUCAAGCCUGAAAUCUCUCAGACGGACAUCUCCGAAUACUUCCAGCAGUUUGGGGCCGUCACAGAUGUUAUCAUGGACAAAGGCAAGGGUGUUUUUGCCAUCGUGCAGUUCAGUGAAACGGAGAGCAUCCAGGCAGCUUUGUCCUGUGUAGAGCACCGCAUGAAGGGGCUGAAGCUGCGGGUCAAGCCUCGAGAAAAGAAGGAAUUUAAGUUAAUUCCCAAGAAGAAGAACAACCCCCAGAACCUCCAGCAGGUCCUAGAUCGUCUCAGACCCGACUUGUGUCAGCUGGGAUCUGUGGAUGCCCAGAUGAAGUUCAUAGUUGAGCGAUUUCAGCUGGGAGAAAAUGAAAAGAAGACUCGAGACUUGCUGGUUCAGCUCCUUCAAGAGGUUUUUGUUGAAUUCUUUCCAGACAGCCAGAUUCUGCCCUUUGGUUCAUCUGUGAACACUUUUGGCGUCCACUCGUGUGACUUGGACCUGUUCCUGGACCUAGAAAACACGAAGGUGUUCCAAGCUCGGGCCAAGUCCAGCACAGAGCAGGCGGGUGAAGGAGUGUCAGACGAUGCCCACUCUGAGGACUCCAUCCUGUCUGACAUCGAUCUGUCCACAGCCUCUCCAGCUGAAGUUUUAGACUUGGUUGCCACCAUCCUCAAGCGCUGCGUCCCCAGCGUGCACAAGGUCCACGUAGUCAGCACCGCUCGCCUCCCUGUGGUCAAGUUCCAUCACCAUGAGCUCAACCUGCAGGGAGACAUCACGCUCAACAACAGACUUGGCGUGAGGAACACGCGUUUCCUCCAGCUGUGUUCAGGGGUGGAGGAGAGGCUGAGGCCCCUGGUCUACACCAUCCGCUACUGGGCCAAGCAGAAGCAGUUAGCUGGUAAUCCCAGUGGCUCGGGUCCUCUCCUCAACAACUACGCCCUGACACUGCUGGUCUUUUUCUACCUGCAGAACUGUGAUCCUCCUGUCCUCCCCACCGUGGACCAGCUCAGAGAUAUGUCCUGUGAGGAGGAGGAGUGUGUGAUUGAAGGCUGGAACUGCACCUUCCCAAGUCAGCCGAUCGCUGUGCCGCCCUGUAAAAACACACAAGACCUCUGUUCGCUGCUCGCUGGCUUCUUCUCCUUCUACGCCCAGUUUGAUUUUGCCGGUAGCGUCAUCUCUUUGAGGGAGGGACGUGCUCUUCCGAUCACAAAAUUCCUCAGCCAGAAUAAACAGGAUGAGACGAUGCAAGAAGAACAACCCACCAAGUCCCAUCUGCCUGGUCCCAAACUGGGCCCCCUGAAUCUCCUGGAUCCCUUCGAGCUUUCCCACAACGUGGCGGGAAACCUGAACGAACGCUCUCACCGCAGCUUCCUGAAGGAGUGCCAGGAGGCUGACAAGUACUGCCGCAGCCUACAGUACCAGCACAAGUCCACUAAAGGGAAGUCCUGGGGACUUGUGCGCUUGUUGACCCCACACAUGGAGGUGCAGCAGACAAAACCAGAGCAGCUGGCCAUCAGCAUCCCCUUCAAGGCCACUUCGCUGCCUGAGAAGCUUCAGGAUGAGCUGCAGGUGGCAGGAGAUGGUUUCAGGCUGCUGUGGUUCCAGAAGGUUUGUUGUGCUGUGGAGGUCGUACUAAAAACUGUCCUCAAGUGCCUCCUCCAUGCUCCUGCAGAUGCUGUGUUUAGAGAAGAUCCAGCUGCGGCUGAAGGAACAGAAACCGCGUCGGCUUCCUUUAACUCGUUAAACGACAGCACAGAGAGUGCUGAUUCUCAGGGCGAGGUGACCGUUGGUGCAAAGAGGCCUUUGUCCUCUGGCAGCGAUUGCUCAGUGUCACCUCAGGGCAAAAAGCCAAGACUGGCCAAAAGGGGGCAUCACGAAGUCCCUCCAUGGACGUGCGCGCAGAAGCAUAUGGUGUGGGCUGGCAGGAGGAGAGUGAGACGAGAGCUCAUGAAGGACGCAGAGUGUAAACCAGAGGGGAGCUGCGUGGACCUGGAGUCCCAGGUCUCAGCUUACAUCGUGGAAAAAGAGCCGGGGCUCAAGCAGCCCCUGGAGUUCAAAGUUCAGCCCCAGAUGGUUGGUGGAACCGAGAACACAAAGGCACUGCUCAAGAUGGAGCCAAGCAGCGACGGGGCGGGAGUUUUCCAGGACUUCUUUCAUUUCCUGGAAGUUUUCCUACCAAAGAUGGUGGAGACAGUGUUGGAGAAAGGAGGAGGCGGGUCCUAAAGGACCUGAUGAAUGUUGGAAAACAUGAAUCCCUGACAGAGGAGGGAGAAGAGAUUUACUUCUGUUUUCACAUAUUUUUUGUACUUGUUCAGUAGUGAUUAGUUUCAUGCCUGAAUAAGGCUCCAGAUUUAGCGUCUGUUUUAGUUUCUUUAUUAAAAAAUAAAUAAAAUCCAACUUUUAUGCUUGAAA